This is a messenger RNA of Osmerus eperlanus (European smelt), 2680 nucleotides long. It is a transcript of the gene itga11b, whose product is annotated as integrin, alpha 11b. Gene Ontology annotation, biological process: integrin-mediated signaling pathway; cell-matrix adhesion; cell adhesion mediated by integrin. Gene Ontology annotation, molecular function: integrin binding. Gene Ontology annotation, cellular component: external side of plasma membrane; integrin complex. NCBI's taxonomy places the organism in Eukaryota, Metazoa, Chordata, Actinopteri, Osmeriformes, Osmeridae. The record is from RefSeq and is a predicted model, not a curated record.
AUGGGCUGGUUGGAUGACUCCCUGGUCUGUGUUGUUCAGAUCGGCUCGUACUACGGCAGUGAGAUCUGCCCUCUGGACCUGGAUGCAGACGGACGGACGGACCUGCUCCUGGUGGCCGCGCCCAUGUUCUUCUCAGGGCUGGAGAGGGGAAGGGUCUACGUCUACAGACUCACCCAGCAGAGUUCCUUUGUGUUGGACAUGUUUCUGGAGGCUCCAGACCAGUCUCAGAACUGUGGCUUCGGCUCGGCGCUGGCCCCGGUACCGGACAUGAACGGUGACGCCUACGGCGAGCUGGCGGUGGGCGCUCCGCUGGAGGACGACCACCAGGGGGCCGUCUACCUGUUCUACGGCCGGCCUGGUGGCAUCAACCCCACACACACACAGAGGAUAGCAGCAGGGGGCGUGUCCGCUGGGCUGCGGUACUUUGGGCGGAGCCUGCACGCCGUGAUGGACGUCAACAGAGACGGCCUGGUGGACCUGUCAGUGGGAGCGCUGGGAGCAGCAGUACUGAUCUGGUCUCGCAGUGUUUUCCGUAUCCAGGUCAAACUCCACUUUGACCCCGAGAAGAUCAACAUGUUCAACAAGGAAUGUCGCCGGCUGGGGAAGGACGUCACCUGCAUGUCCCUGACCCUGCGCCUCCGCCUGGACGCUCGCACGCCCGCUCGCACGCCCCUGCAGAGGGAGGGAGUGGGUGUGUGGUACAGUGUGCUGGCAGAUGAGCGUCGGUACCCCCCCAGGGCCACGCUGGAAGACAGCGACCGCCUGCAGCGUAAGAUGCUGUCCCUGUUCCCCGGGGAGGAAGAGGCCCAGCACAUCCGCUUCUACGUGCAGGAGACCACAGACUACGGCCGGCCCAUCGUGUUUGUGGUGGAGGCGGGUCUGCAGGACCCUGAUGAGGGGCCAGUGCUGGACCUGGGCUGGCCCACCACCUUCAGGAGUGAGCUCCCCUUCUGGAACGGCUGUGAGGGGGAAGACAGCUGUGUCCCUGACCUCUCCCUGCACAGCCACACUGAUCUGCUGGACACCACGCAGUUCUGUGGCUUGCGGGAGCACUCGUCCCUGACUCUGUGUCGUCACCGUGGAGACGCGGCGAGGUCGGAGCGGGUGGUGGAGGCCGCCCGCAGGAAGAUGGCUGUCUACGGUCGCCUUGACAACCGAGGAGAGAACGCCUACCGCGCCACCCUCCGCAUCUCUCUCUCCUCCAACCUGCUCUUCUCCAGCCUCAUAGUGAAGGACAAGUCAGACAUCAAGAUAGAGUGCCCCUCCGAGGACAGACAGUGGAACAAGAGGACAUGCAACGUCAGCGCUCCCUUUAUGAGGUCCCAGGCCCAGGUGUUUUUCCAUCUGGAGCUCCAGUUCAGCUCCAUCUUUUUGGACCAUGUGAGAGUUGUCUUGGAAACCGCCAGCGAUGGGCAGGAGAUCAACCCUGACGACAAUGUCAACAACAUCUUCCACCCUCUUAAAUAUGAAGCAGACCUUCUGUUCACAAGAGAUCCCAACUCUCCACGCUUUGACAUCCAGACAGACUCUGACAAAACUGGCAACCUCGGACCCCUGUUCAACCUCACCUACCAUAUCCAGAACCUUGGCUUCUUCUCAGUGACAGACCUUCAGUUUGCUGUGGAUGCCUGCGCCAUAACCGCAUCUGGGAACCAUCUUCUCCAAAUCACCAGCUUCCACAUCGAUCAGGCAGUGGACUCCCACUGUGUCCUCCCUCGCUCUCUGUCUCCAGGACAGGUUUCUCCUGAGGACCUCUCCUCCCUCCCUCAGAUGAACCACUCCAACAGCAAGACUGUGUCUGUGCAGUGCCGUUUGUCCCUGCCUGCGUACCGCGAGACCAAGGUGACGAUCAUGGUCCGACUGCACCUCCAGGCCCUGCUGGCUGUGAAGUUCAGGUCUCUGGCACUGGUGACAUCUGCCUCCAUCCAGCUAGGCCCUUCCUCCCCCAUGUUCCUGCAGGAGGAGAGGCCUGUUCGACAGAUAAUCCUGGAGAUGAGCAGGAAGGAAGAUUCUAGAAUCCCCAUCUGGAUUAUAGUAGGCAGCUCUCUGGGCGGUCUGCUACUGCUCUCACUGCUGGUCCUGGCAUUGUGGAAGCUCGGCUUCUUCAACAGACGCCAGAGGAGGGAGGAGCAGGAAGCCAAUGGAAAGACUUCGGAUGAGCGGUAACCAUGGCAACCGGCUGCGUGGGCCAGACAGCCCAAUCGCUCAGGGACCCCCCCCCCCCCCCCCCACCCCCCCAGCCUUGCUGUGAGGCCACCCCCCCAGCCUUGCUGUGAGGCCACCCCCCCAGCCUUGCUGUGAGGCCACCCCCCCGGCCUUGCUGUGAGGCCACCCCCCCAGCCUUGCUGUAAGGCCACCCCCCCGGCCUUGCUGUGAGGCUGUCCUGUGAAUGCAGAUCCAGAUAGGGACGUGCAGUGCUGAACAGGCACAGAGGCUGUCGUGCUGUGUAAGACAAGUACAGGGCUGCUUUAUACGUCCUCCCUGUUCUACCAGCUGUUGUGGCUUCCUCACCUCAGUGGAAGCACCUGUGGCUGGGCUGUGGGUGCCUGGUCCAGCCGCAAGACCCCCUGCCUCUGACCCCCGGCCUCUGACCCCCGGCCUCGGACCGCUUCAGAAUGGACAACACAGGCAGCCUGUGUCACAUCUGGAUCUCUAACCUUUCACUAUCACACCAGCAAGG